Molecule: messenger RNA, 4794 nt
Organism: Myxocyprinus asiaticus (Chinese sucker)
Lineage: Eukaryota; Metazoa; Chordata; Actinopteri; Cypriniformes; Catostomidae
Gene: podxl2
Product: podocalyxin-like 2
Exons: 9
Coding region: 288-2153 (621 amino acids)
Molecular function (GO): serine-type endopeptidase inhibitor activity
Source: RefSeq, a predicted model, not a curated record
ACCAUCUCCAAAAUCCCCAAUAUUCACUGCAAAUUCAUUCACUGCAAGAACAGCUGAACCGACGGACUAGUUUUCUUCUCAUGCACUGCUGCUGUUUUGCACGAGAGAUCUUUCGCGCUUUGUUUGCAUAGAGACUGGUCUUUUGUUUUUAAUUCCGAUGAUGGUUUAGUGCGUCAGUGGUCUGUAGCGCACAUUGAGGUCAGUAAGUCAUUUAUGAUGCUCAUAUGAGCGAAUUGCGCUGAAAUACUGACGCGAAUAUUGCGACGAUCAUUUUUAAAGCUGCAGACAUGUCAGUCGCGUGUUUCCAGUGCAUGAUGUUUGGUUCUGUUCUUCUGGUUUUGGUAAAUUCUGAGGUUCUGAGUGCUGGUCUAGCGCUCCUCCCCAACCCUCUCCUGUCCCAUGGGCCGGUUCUGGAUGUUCCUGUGGGCUUUGAGCAAAAUGAUGAGGUCUCCAAAGAUCAGAAGCCUGGAUUGAUGGACAGUUCUCAGGAGAGUUCUGGGUUCUUCAGUGAAGACAGCGAGGACAGCAAGAACAUCAAGCUGAUCCAGCAGUGGGACACUCAAGGCGAGACCAAAGAAAGUGGUUCUGACCUGGAUGCUAUGAUGGAUCUCUGUUUGAUGCCAAUGAAGGUUGGACCAUGUCGUGGGACAUUCCCUCGCUGGUACUUUAAUGCCAUCACUAAGAAGUGCGAAAGGUUCAUGUUUGGAGGCUGCGGAAGAAAUCUCAAUAACUUCCUGUCGCUGGAGGAAUGUGCCAAAGCUUGCCAGACAGUCUCUGAUUUCAGCACUUCAUCACCUGAACCCCCCUCCCUGUCUCUCAGCUCAAACCCCAAUGAGACAAACUCCUCUUCCUCGCUUUUCGUCCCUACGGCAGAAUCUCUGGACCCGGAGCAGUGGGAGAGCGAUUCAGAAUCUAGCGGUUUCUCCCUCCAUCCCUCCACCCUCCCGUCAGUCACAGCUGCUACAGACCAUGCCCCCUCCACCGUGGCACUGUCCACUUUUGGACUUGAACGUCAGAGUGACCCAAAUGCCACAGCUGAACCUGACAGGCACCUCGUGUCUGAAGACCCGUUUGAUGACGAGAGGGGCCGUGAAGUCACUCAACCACCUACGGCCCCUGAAGUGGGGCCCCUGCCAAGCCGAGGGCCCCUGCAACCUGAUGAACCCCACCGGGAUGAUUCGGAUGAACAGGAAGAGGAGGGUGAUGAUGAAGAGUUGGUAGUUUUUCCGACUGAACUGGAUGAGGAAGAGGAGGAAAACUGGCGGUACCUGACGCCCCUCACGACCGGGCCCUCGCCCUCACCUGCUUCAGACCUGCCGCCUGUGGUCUUCACCGAGACCGCCUGGCAGGGUGCCCCACCCACCAUAGCAGAGGAUGAGGAGAGGACAGAGCUUCGGCAUGGAGGCACUGAAUAUUUCACGGAAACUGAGCUUCAUGACUCUGAGGUGUCCCAGGAGAAUGAGCAGGUGAUCUGUGUUGACUGGAGCAACCUUGCAGGGAAGGGCUACGUCAUCCUCAACAUGUCCGACAACUUUGAUUGCGAUGAGUUUCGGAUGGAGAGUGGAGACAGACUCCUGGAAUUGCUGGAAAACACUUUCUCCAGAAAGAUGAACAUCCCACAAGGGUCCUGGCUCAUAUUCCUCAGCAAACCCUCACAACAAGACCACCAGCUUCUAAUGACCUUAGCUAGCGAACAGGAAAUCAUCCCACCGAAAGACAUGCUGUCAAUGCUGGGAGAAAUCAGGAGAGGCCUAUAUGAGAUUGGCAUCCAGAAUUAUUCCAGCGUUAGCACGUGCCACGCCAGGCCCAGUCAGACUCGCAGUGACUACGGGAAGCUGUUUGUGGUUCUAGUGAUCAUCGGAUCGGUGUGCGUGCUUAUAAUCGCUUCUGGAAUCAUCUAUAUCUGCUGGCAGCGCCGUUUACCCAAACUCAAGAACAUGUCGCGAGGUGAAGAGCUUCACUUUGUGGAGAAUGGUUGCCAUGACAACCCCACAUUGGACGUCACGAGCGACAGCCAAUCAGAGAUGCAGGAGAAGAAACACCGCGCCAAUGGGGUGACGGCUGGCGGGGAUGGCGGGAGCGGUUGGCAGGUGCUCGUCAACAAGCCCGGGAAAGAGGAGGAAGACAACCAGGAAGAAGAUACUCACCUUUAAUUACGCCAAACAAUCCAAGAACAGCACGGAAGCCCAGAUAGCACACGUACAUCUCUGAGAUGUCUGUUUUAGAUCUUUUCAUCUGGAAAGCAUCGCAAUCUAAUUAACAUCUGCUAAACAUCUUAAAAAGAUCAGAUUUACAAACAUUCAAAAUCAUAAACGUACAUCUGCUGAACAUCUUAUCGACAUCCGGGAGGAAACGUCUUGUAGACGUAUUGCAGAUGAGCAAACAACCUAAACAAUAAGUCUUCCAGAUGUAAACACACACAUUAAAUAGAUGUCUGGGUGAUGUACAUGUGAUAUCAGGGUUUGCAUUAAAGACUAUGAAGGGCACAAAACAUUCUCAAGCUUUUUCGAAACAUUUGCUGUAUAAAAUGUGAUGUCUUUUAGCUUGUAUGAUGUUUUUCUUUAUCUGCAUUGACGAUGAAAUUCAGAUGAACAAAAGUGCCAUUUUCAGUGCAGGAUCCAAUCAUUAGAAUUUUAAUGAAAUCGAAUGUGUCAAACAAUCACUAGGAUAUUUUAGAAUUUUAAAUCAGUUAAAAUGUUUCAGAUGUUUGUUAGAAAAUAGUUUCUUGCACUUGUAAUGGGAUAAUUUACCCGCCAAAAUGAAAGUUCUGGAUUAUUUACUCAUCUUAUUUUUCCCUUGGAACAUAAAAGGAGAGGUGAAAUAUGAACUGUAGUUAAUACAAAAAUAAAGUCAUCAUAUGGGCUUGUGAUGACAAAAGUUAAGUGACCAUUUUUAGGGGAACAAUUACUUUCAAAGCACGUGUAUACUUGACAACAGAAAAUUGGAUUGUACAGUUUUUUUUAUGUUGGUUUGCUUGAAGGACUAGAACGUGUAUGUCUAAUUAUUCACUAUAAACAUACUGAAUUGUUUUAUUUAUUUCAAUGCAAGUACAUUUAAGCAAGCUGCAUUUUGUUUAUACAUGCUGAAUGCUGGAUGGAAGCCUACCUGCCUUGCUCCUUUAUCGUCUAUUGGAAUGGCUGCUCCGUACUGAAUCGCUGUUGCUAUUUGUCAAAGUUUUUAUAUUGCACCUUGAACAUUUCUUAGCACCAAUGGCCUCCAAAGCAGAACGGUUCCUUGGAAAAGAUUGUUUUAAAUAGAAAACCAUCAUAUGUAGCUAAGUGGAUUUCCCAGAUAGCACACGUACAUCUUCGAGAUAUCUGAUCAGUGGCGUAGCCAAGGGUGGGCCUGGACCCACCCAAAUUAGACCCUGGCCCACCCAGAAUAUUAGAGAUUAUUCUUUGACUUCAAAUAUAUAUUUAAAAGUAGUUUUACAAAUGCAUAAUUUCUGAUUUCUAGAAGUUUGAAAGAGCUGUUUGAAUGCACCGUUUCUCUGUUGUUAAGGAAAAUUUUGGGGAAAAACCAUUUUUGGCCGAAAACUUUGCCCAUCCAUUUUUGUUGAGGCCCACCCAAAAGUAAUUUCCUGGUUACGCCCUUGUGUCUGAUUGAGAGGGUUUCAACGAGAAAGCAUCGCAUUCGAAUUAACAUCUGCUAAACAUCUUAAAUAGAUCAGAUUUACAAACAGUCUAAUUCAGUAAUGUCUCAAACACAUCUGCUGAACGUCUUAUUGACAUCUGAGAGGAAACAUCUUAUAGAUGUCUUAAUAAUGCGUCUUCCAGAUGUAAACACACAUCAAAUAGACGCUUAAGUGAUGUACGUGAGCUAUCAGGAAAAGGUUACCGCAAUUAGAAAAAGACUAAAAGUGUUAACGUAGGUUUGUUGCGGUUAUCUUGUUAAUGGAACAGCUUUUUGGUACAAAAUCGUAUUUGUCGCAAUAGAAAAGGCUUUUCUCUUUAUAAGUGCAUGAAACACUGUAGUAUGCAAAUCUAUGCACAUAUCGGGGGUCAACUGAUUGAUUGUACACGAUUAAGGAAACGUUUAAAUUAAAAUGUUAAAAUGGUUAGAACUCCAGAAAUCUAUAACAUACAUGCAUUUUUUCUUUAAUAGCUUUCCUUAAGGAGUCUUGGUGUAGGAGAAUUCUAUGCUACUAUAGACUAACACGUGGAACGCUUCUUUUUGUACCUUCCCGUCACGGUACGAGAGCUAUUAGCAAAUUUGCACUUUUUUCCAUUUUGAUUUUGUACCUCAAACUGCUUUACGUAUUUGAUUGUACGGAGAUUUAGAUCUCGUUGUAUUCUGGUAAUUUAUGUUACCCAUCUCUUAAAUAAGGCAAAAAAUAAAAUAAAAGUUUUGAGAAGGCGUGAGGAGUUUUUCUUAAAUAUUCAUAAAGUUUACAGUUUCACAUGGCUGCCCCCAAUUGAUCUUUUUAAGCACAGCAGCUAUGACGUGGUCUCAAAACUGCAAGGUAGACAGGCUGACCAGCGCAGUUUUCUGUCACGUCUUGACGAAUUUCCAUAACAUGAAGUAUCGGGUUAUAUUUGAGGGCUCAUCCCCCUUUUUAAUAGCUACUAGGCUUAAGAUAUGCCAUAGCCACAACUCAUGAUUUGCCACUUGCUAGUCAGUCAGUUGGUAUCAGAUUGUAGAGUGUUUGACUAAACAAACAUUUGUUUAACGCAAAAUGAGUCGACGGUAUUUUUAGUUUGUUUUCCAGGAAGAUAAAUAUUGUACAUUUGUAAAUGUUUAUAUCUGCUUAAAGUGAAUUUUAAGUACAAGCUAGCAUAUAUACCAAUCAGCCAC